Molecule: messenger RNA, 819 nt
Organism: Caenorhabditis remanei
Lineage: Eukaryota; Metazoa; Nematoda; Chromadorea; Rhabditida; Rhabditidae
Exons: 4
Coding region: 1-819 (272 amino acids)
Source: RefSeq, a predicted model, not a curated record
AUGACUUCACAGCCAAAUCUCUCCACCAAAUCCACAAGCAGACCUACAAUCUUGUAUGAUCUCUCAAGAGUGCGGGAAACCCAUAUUCAAAUUACCGCCAAGGAAGCAAGCGCGCUCCGUCGGACCCAACUCCUCCGCGGCACGCACACUCUCUCGCCGCCACCUUCUGGAACAUUCCCAAAAUCAUCCCUAAAAGGACACUCAACGGAUGGUCGACUCCUUUCGUCGUCUCCCAAACCACCAACUCGUCGUCCGGACACUCAACAUCUUGUCAACGACACCAACAACUACCAGCACGAGCACUUCGCUCCCUACCUUAGAGUAGCUCUUCCUUGCCGUAUAAGGAGUGAGCAUUCUUUGGCUAUGGUACUUCUGACGUGCCAGCUAUUCGCAAGCUGUGGACUCGGAGUAUUGGGACCGAGGCCUCGGACAAAAUACAGCAAACCACAUUACAACAGACAACAAAACAAAACAAUUAGGCCACACAUAGCAACAGACACACAUCGCAUUAGAGUCUUCCUGUCCGGACUUAAAACGGAUAGGAAACCAUCUCCUCCACGUUCGCCUGCUCUCUUCGUCUCUUUCACACCACCAGCUCCGGCAGAAAAGAAGAAACUUCGUCGACGUCAACAUCGUACCAGUGGUAGCUCCAGUACUCACGUGGAUCCUUGCUGCUUCACACGACUCCAGAAGUUUCUACGAAGGAAGGAAGAAAACAAAGGAGCGAUGGAGGAAUACAAAAGAUUCCGAAGAUGGACACAGUUAACCGCAACUCCCAUCGGAAGAAUCAACAACUUCAAGAAGUACCAGCUCGAGUGA